AUGAUCAACUACUGCCUCUACCGGAGAAGAUCAUGGAAGCUUGUGGACAAUUUUGCCCAAUGGUUUCGAGUAACCAAAAUUUUGGAUUCCAUGAAAACCAUGGUUUAUUCAAAAUCAGAAACCGUCCCAGAUUAUUUGAAAGAAUUCAUAUUCGAUGAACUGAGGAUAAAAUCAAGCAAAGCGAAGACGUUAAGCGACGUCGUAAAGGCGUCAAAGCAGAGAGGCAACUCUGCACUGUCUAGAAACUCGUCGAGCUACGCCAAGCUGAAAUGGAGCGUUUCGGAGUUUCAAUACGGCGAAAGCCUUCUGGUUUGGCACUUAGCCACCGAGCUUUGCCAGAUGAUCCGGAGGACAGGUCGAGCUACGGCGGUGAUGGGAAGAGAAUCAGACACUUGUGCUGAAGUGAAGAGGUACUUGAACAAUAAUGUUGCACGUGUAUGA
Messenger RNA from Humulus lupulus (European hop), 441 nucleotides. RefSeq lists its product as uncharacterized. The transcript is spliced from 2 exons. Bases 1 to 441 code for a protein of 146 amino acids. Lineage: Eukaryota; Viridiplantae; Streptophyta; Magnoliopsida; Rosales; Cannabaceae. The record is from RefSeq and is a predicted model, not a curated record.